CGGCGUGCUCCCCGCAGGACGCCCGCACGCUACUGGCCGCCGCCAUCCACCUGGACCGCGCCAACGCCGGCGUCGUGUUAGACGUCAGCAUCCCGGAGCGAUCCUGCCAGGACAAUGCCGUCAAGCCCUUCCAGGGCCCGGAGCUGGUGGUCAUAGGCGUGUUCAUCGGCUUCCUGUCGCUGCUGGUCAUCGCCACGGUGUACGACGUGUUCCUGUCGCCGGAGUCCGAUCUCGACACGAAAGCCAUUCUGCCGCAGGUCUUGGUGUCCUUCUCGAUGCGCAGCAACUUGGAGAAGCUGGUGCGCUGGACGCCGUCGGACCUGGGGCUGGACUGCGUGCUGGGCAUCAAGUUCUACUGCAUGCUGCUCAUCACGGCGGGCCACGGCGUCGUGUUCCUCGCCACGGGCGCCGUUGCCAACGUCGACUAUGUGGAGCAGGCGGUGCGGCAGCCGCAGCACAGCUACCUGCUCAACGGCAUGCUCCUCGUCGACUCCUUCCUCGUGGUCAGCGGCUUCCUCCUCACCAGACUUCUGCUCCUCGAGCUGGACAAGCGGCGCUCCGUCAACUUUGGACUGCUGUACAUAUUUAGAUACAUAAGACUGACGCCGUCCUACCUGGCCGUGGUGGCCCUCUAUGCCACGCUACUGCCCAGGCUCGGCGCGGGGCCGCUCUGGCCCUCCAGGAUACUCCUCGAGCAGGACCGAUGCCGCGCGUCGUGGUGGGCCAACAUGCUCUACAUCAAUAACUACGUCAACACUGACAAGCUGUGCAUGUUCCAGUCCUGGUACAUCAGCUCCGACACGCAGCUCUUCAUGCUGGCGCCGCUAGUGGUGUACCCGCUGUGGCGGUGGCCGACCAUGGGCCGCCUGAUCGCCGCCACCGCCACCGCCAUGUCCAUCCUCAUCCCCUUCGCCGUCACCUGGGCCAGGAAGCUGGACCCCGUUCUCCUCAUUUUUCCCAAGGAGAUCUGGCAGGGUGACCUCUCCGGCAACGCCAUGUAUCAGACGGCCAUCAUCAAGACGCACAUGAGGGCGAGCAGCUACUGCUGCGGCCUGCUGCUGGGCUGGUUCGUGCAUCGCUUCCAGGCCGGCGAACGCGAGGUGUCACAGCGGAGCGUCCGCCUGGGCUGGGCCGCCGCCGUCCUGGUCGGGGUGUCCUGCAUGUUCUCCGUGUCGACGUUCUACCAGUCCGGACACGCGUACCGCCCGCUGGAGGCCGCCCUGUACGCCUCCUUGCACCGCCUCGGCUGGUGCGCGGCCACGGCCUGGAUCAUCUUCGCCUGCGUCACCGGCAACGGGGGCGUGAUGCAGCGUGUCCUGACGUGGCGGCCACUGGUGCCCCUGAGCCGCCUCACGUACUGCGCCUACCUCGUCAAUGGAGGCGUCGUCCUGUGGAGCGUCGCCGGGGUCCGCCAGCCGCGGACCCUUAGCACGCCGGCAUUGGCGCUGGAAGUCGUCUCCCAGAUCUUCGCCACGUUCCUGGGAGCACUCAUCCUGUCGCUGAUGCUCGAGUCGCCGAUUCAUGGCCUGGAGCGGGCUCUGCUUGGACGAUACCGUAGCGGAGAGAAAGAUGGUGACAAAAAUGACGAGGAGGACAAACAUACCACCCCUGGCGAUCAACAGGUCACUGAGGAGCAAGCAACAUCCCAACUGUAAAGUAAUAUCAAUUAGGACGCCUACUGAAGGAUACGUGCUGAAGUGUUGGAUGAACUCUGUCAACGGGAGACUGAAUGUGUGGGGUAGAUUAAGGAAGGAAUUAAGAGAAAUGGUCCUUUCUAAUGAGGCAUUUUAAUUCAUCCCAAAAUACUUUCUAUAUUCAUGACUGAAUUUAAUGAGUUUGAUGUUGAAGAGAAACAGGAAUAAAUUACAACUUUGGUAACAAUUA
Thrips palmi is the source of this 1884-nucleotide messenger RNA. Its product is annotated as nose resistant to fluoxetine protein 6-like. The coding region runs from base 276 to 1655 and encodes 459 amino acids. The record is from RefSeq and is a predicted model, not a curated record. NCBI's taxonomy places the organism in Eukaryota, Metazoa, Arthropoda, Insecta, Thysanoptera, Thripidae. The transcript has 11 exons. Gene Ontology annotation, molecular function: acyltransferase activity, transferring groups other than amino-acyl groups.